Messenger RNA from Anopheles nili, 1053 nucleotides. RefSeq lists its product as uncharacterized. The transcript has a single exon. The record is from RefSeq and is a predicted model, not a curated record. The coding region runs from base 1 to 1053 and encodes 350 amino acids. Lineage: Eukaryota; Metazoa; Arthropoda; Insecta; Diptera; Culicidae.
AUGGCGGCUUCUACGAAGAUCCGUAUCUGCCCGUCGCGGUACGAGUUCAACGAUCCGCUCACCGAAAAGGACGAACGGUGCCGGAUGCUGGACGAUUUCGAGCGAAACAUGGCCCACGCGCUCCGGCGUAUUCCACUCCAACGGAAAAUGGACCACACGCUACCACGCCGGCUCGGUGAACGAACUAAGUGCUGCAUCGAUGCGGUCCCGGUAAGGACGAAGCCACCCAUCGAACCCAUCACAUGGCGCAAGCAAACCUCAUCCCGAGAGAACCGGUCGCUCCUAGAGCGGCCCCAAGCCCUAGAGGUGACGAUUGACCCGCGGACGAAACCACGCGCUCUUCCACCGAGGGUGGAAAAUUGGAUGGAAAACUUUCUCCGGAAACCGACCCGGCAGCGCGUCCGGUGGCGCUCGAAGCUGCACGACACGGAAGCUCGCCCGCAGGUUCCCGCCGAACGCAUGGAGCAGCUGAUCGACGUGGGGACGCAGGAUUUCGUCGAUUGGCUAAAUGCGCUCGGUGCGGAACGGUCCAGUCUGACGACGGGCGUCGUGAAGGGACUGUUUUCGAUUCAAACGGCCGACGAAACGUCCCGGGCACUUAUCCUCGCCCCAAAGGAAGUCCGUGCGGUACCGAAUCAGGUGGCAGCCGAAUGGCAGCUGCCACAGCUGGCGUUAGAAAAUCGCAUUGCCCAGCUUCACGACCGCGACCGGAAGUUAGCCGCCGGUGGGGUGAAACGGACCGCUUUUGGCCGAGGGCUACCACGGGAGUUGCGCCGAGGGUGGAUACCGGACGAUUGCGAGAUGGCCGCGGCUGACGUCGAGCGGCCAGACGUUCCGGACGAUUUGAUGAGUUUGAAGCGGUUGUUUCGCGACAUCUGGCACCUGCGCUCGGUGAAGUAUCUGGUGGAUUAUCUGACCGAGCGACCGGCUUUGCCAAAGCCACGGUUUUUGAUCGAGAAGGGCCUGUUUCAACGGCAGGAUGCUAUUGAAUCGGUUCCGUUCUAUCGGAAGGUGCUCUCGCAGCAAGCCAUCGCUGAGAGCAUCAAGAAAUAG